GCCAGGCCCGGGCCGCGCCGGCGCCGCGUGCGGGAUGCAGUCCCGGGAGCCCCGCGCGGGCCACGCAGGCCGCGGGCACGUGAGAGACGCUGCGCGUGAGCGCGCUCCCUUCUGAGGGGAAAGCCGUGCGUGUGAGCGGUACCUUGAGCGUGAGGGGAAUUGCAGAAGUGUAAGGGCUGAGUGUGUGAGGAAAGACGCCGCGUGUGUGUGUGUUUGUGUGAGAGAAAGAGAGAGUUGGUCUGAGGGUGACUCUUGAGUGUGCGAGACGCGGAGUGUGAAGGUGACGCUGUGUGUGAGAGAGACCCUGGGCGUGAGCAUGACUCCCAUGAGUGGGCGAGAGACGGAGAGAGGAGAUGGUGAGAGGCCGUGAGUGUGAGAGAGCCCGCGGUCAGAGUGGCCCCGAGUGUGGCCCUGGGAACACGAGAGAGAGCGCAUGUGGGUCUCAUUCUGGGAAAGAACCUGUGCUGCGUGGGAGAGACUCAAACUGAGCAAGGCUCACGGGGCAAGACUGAGCAUGUGAGCGCCUGAGCCGAGCUCUCUGGGAGGCCCUGGGGGGCGGACAGGCUCCUGUUGGACUUGGAGUCUAGCCUGUUGAAGGGAGGACGGUGUGCUCGGUUUAGUGUCUUCAUAUCCCGUCAUCUUGUUUGAUCAUCUCAUGUUAAAUGGAAGACGAUAUUUGUGAAGCAUUCAGAGAACUCUUCACUAAGCACUGAGCAAACUGUCUGGGCACCACUUGUGUUAUAGGCAGUGAUAAGCAGGAAUCAAUAUUUAAUUUAACAUUUGUUUUUGAAUACCUCCGUGUGCACUGGUCUGUGCUUGGUAAAAAGAAUUCAAUCUCUGUCUGCCCUUGAUGGGGGCGAAAAAAAAAAAAAAAUACUGCCAACAAAUCUAGCGCCCAGUGGCAGAAAGUUCAGCCAACUGCUGCUUAUCUCUCAGGACUGAUGCCUGAUUUUGAAGAUCUGGGAGGAACAGACUUUUGAAAACCUAGAUUAAUUCGACAAGACAGACACUUGGAAUUAGGUCUGACUGGGGAGACUUCAUUUUCUUCUUUGUACCUGACCAUUUAUGAUGAAGUGGCUUGUGAAAGUGUGAUGGUUGCUUAUUUCCUCACAGGGCACUUUUGAAAAAGAAAGGUUGAACAGGCAAGCAGCAGUGUGGGAAAUAAGGCUGUAGUAAACACAGGUGAAAGAAGCAGUUGCCAUGGAAGCCAGGGAGCUGGAGAGUCCCACACCCACAUACCAUCUCGUUCCUGAGGCCAGGCAGCCUAGGGAGGAAGAAGGUGACCGCAUGCUGCCUCAGCAGGCCACAGAAACUAUGCAGCUGAAGAAGGAGAUCUCUCUGCUGAAUGGCGUCAGCUUGGUGGUGGGCAACAUGAUCGGCUCAGGAAUCUUCGUCUCACCCAAGGGCGUGCUGGUCUACACUGCCUCCUAUGGGUUGUCACUGGUCAUCUGGGCUAUUGGUGGGCUUUUUUCCGUUGUGGGUGCCCUUUGCUAUGCAGAACUGGGGACCACCAUCACCAAAUCUGGAGCCAGCUACGCUUAUAUUCUUGAGGCCUUUGGGGGCUUCAUUGCUUUUAUCCGCCUCUGGGCCUCACUGCUAAUUGUUGAGCCCACCGGUCAGGCCAUCAUCGCUAUCACCUUUGCCAACUACAUCAUCCAGCCUUCCUUUCCCACCUGUGAGCCCCCGUACCUGGCCUGCCGUCUCCUCGCUGCAGCCUGCAUGUGUCUGCUGACAUUUGUGAACUGUGCCUAUGUCAAGUGGGGCACACGUGUGCAGGACAUGUUCACUUACGCCAAGGUCCUGGCACUCAUUGCCAUCAUUGUCAUGGGCCUUGUUAAACUGUGCCAGGGUCACUCUGAGCACUUUCAGGAUGCCUUUAAGGGUUCCUCCUGGGAUGUGGGAAACCUCUCUCUUGCCCUCUACUCUGCCCUCUUCUCUUACUCAGGUUGGGACACCCUUAAUUUUGUAACAGAAGAAAUCAAAAACCCAGAAAGAAAUUUGCCCCUGGCCAUUGGGAUUUCUAUGCCAAUUGUGACGCUCAUCUACAUCCUGACCAACGUGGCCUAUUACACAGUGCUGAGCAUUUCUGAUGUCCUUGGCAGUGAUGCUGUGGCUGUGACAUUUGCUGACCAGACGUUUGGUAUGUUUAGCUGGACCAUUCCCAUUGCUGUUGCCCUGUCCUGUUUUGGGGGCCUCAACGCAUCUAUCUUCGCUUCAUCAAGGUUGUUCUUUGUGGGCUCCCGUGAGGGCCACCUCCCGGAUCUCCUGUCCAUGAUCCACGUUGAGCGUUUCACACCUAUCCCUGCUUUACUGUUUAACUGCACCAUGACACUCAUCUACCUCACUGUGGAGGAUGUUUUCCUGCUCAUCAACUACUUCAGUUUCAGCUACUGGUUCUUUGUGGGCCUUUCUGUCGCUGGACAGCUCUACCUUCGCUGGAAGGAGCCUGAUCGGCCACGACCUCUCAAGCUGAGCCUGUUUUUUCCCAUCGUGUUCUGCAUAUGCUCCUUGUUUCUGGUGAUUGUGCCCCUCUUCAGUGACACCAUCAAUUCCCUCAUUGGCAUUGGAAUCACCCUCUCUGGGGUCCCUGUCUACUUCCUGGGUGUUUAUCUGCCAGAGUCUCAGAGGCCACUCUUUAUUCGGAAUGUCCUUGCUGCUAUCACCAAAGUCACCCAGAAGCUUUGCUUUUGCGUCCUGACUGAGCUAGAUGUAGCUGAAGAGAGACAGGUUGAGAGGAAAACUGAGUAGAGGCCAGAGGUGAUAUCCCCCAAGGCCUGGAAGGCUGCUACCUGUGGCCACAGCCACCAAAGUCCAGAUUACAAGACUGUGUGGACCCAACCCUUUUGUGCUAAAGGAGGGCUGUUGGCCCACAUUAUGUAAGGGGGCUCAGGGCUGAUGGCCUGCUCAGUUCACUCUCAUUGGUAAGCUUUGGGAGGAAUCUCAGGGUUUGGGGCCAGCCUGAAGGUGGGGACUUCAGAGGGUGAUGGUGGGAAGAGGACUUGGGCAGUAGGGAAAGGGUGGUUCAGUUUUGUGCUGGUGAGUAGGUACAGCCCUUCCAAACACUUACUUGGUGAGUUGCACUGGGGGAAGAGGGAGUGCCAGGUUAACAGCUGGGGCUGUUGGUUUCUGAAUUUGACAUUUGAACCAGGAGUUUCUCUGAAGGGGCUGCUCUAUGGGAAAUUUUCCUCUGGCCAGGUCCAAGCACCUGACUUUAGAGGUCUGAAAUGCUACCAUUUCUUCCUCUGGCUCAGAAUCCUUCCUUGGGAAGAGGGUUGUCUUCCAUUAUUUAUUGAUAUUUAAUCCAGAAUACCAGUUCCAGCAAAGCGUUUGUCUUCAUUAAUUUACAGGAUGUAAUAGGCUGGUUGUAUUUAAAAAUUGAAAGUACCCCAAAGUGAGUCCCUCUAACCUUAGAGGUAUCUAUGUGGUGGUUGGUGAGACUCUGACCUCAGAUUUUUUUGCUUAGUUUUAGCACAGUCUUCUGUAAAGAUUUUUUUUUUUUAACUCCUGUACCAGUUACACUUUAGUAUGUAGAUAGGCCACAUGUUAACAAUCACCUGGCUCAAGUCCAGCAAGGACAGAUGAACAAAUGCAAGAGUCAGAAGCCUGGUAAAACUGCUACUUUGAAGGCUAAUCUUUAUUUUACUUGAGACCUUAGUUCUUUGCUCUAGUUGGCAAAUCCCUGGUUUCUGGUAUGAAGUCUAAGAAGGCAGAAACUGUCCUAGGAUUCGAUGAAUCACUUGAAUUCUUUCAGCUGUCAAUGGCUUAGAGACAAUUUCCGGGACCCAAGCUGACAAGUAAGUUGUUCCUCUCUGUAAGGGCUGCUAUGAGGGGCUGCUGUGCAGACCCAUGCAAGCCCAUUGUGGUGCUAGAAGCGGUCAUUUUCCUGGAAACCUCACAUCAGGCUGCAUCCUCCUCCUUGUCCCCGACACCAGGCUUUGUUUACAUUCUGAGCCACCUUGGUGUGGGUCAUCGGGACAAUGCACUCCUCUUCUGCCUGCCUCCCCUUGCCUGAGGUUUGGGGGGGCUGCAGUCUCAAGAAGAGCUUGGUACUUGUGGGAACUUGUUUUCUCCCUGUGGACAUCAGUGACGACUCUGGAAUAAAGCUGCUUCCACCUCCACCUGGCUCUUCAGCAGACUCAAAAUCAGAAGCAACUAAUUCUGGUGCUCAGGCUGCGCUUUAGCACCCAGGUGUGGCCAGUGGUACAUCUGACAUAAUGGAUGUUCCUUUAUGGGCCGCCAGGCUGCACUGGAUUGGACAGCCGUCCAGUGUUGCUUCCAGAAGCCCAUCCUGGACCCAGAAGAACCUCCUGGCUUGGUAUGCCCCCAUGGGGUUCUUGUCCUUAGAUUUUGAAAUCAAUCAAUGAUAAAGGCAAGAACUGAGGCAA
This is a messenger RNA of Capra hircus (goat), 4385 nucleotides long. It is a transcript of the gene SLC7A6, whose product is annotated as solute carrier family 7 member 6. Gene Ontology annotation, molecular function: L-amino acid transmembrane transporter activity. NCBI's taxonomy places the organism in Eukaryota, Metazoa, Chordata, Mammalia, Artiodactyla, Bovidae. Gene Ontology annotation, biological process: amino acid transmembrane transport. The record is from RefSeq and is a predicted model, not a curated record. The coding region runs from base 1201 to 2748 and encodes 515 amino acids. Gene Ontology annotation, cellular component: membrane. The transcript has 12 exons.